Phycomyces blakesleeanus NRRL 1555(-) is the source of this 1902-nucleotide messenger RNA. RefSeq lists its product as hypothetical. Gene Ontology annotation, cellular component: chaperonin-containing T-complex. The transcript is spliced from 7 exons. Gene Ontology annotation, molecular function: ATP binding; ATP-dependent protein folding chaperone; ATP hydrolysis activity. Lineage: Eukaryota; Fungi; Mucoromycota; Mucoromycetes; Mucorales; Phycomycetaceae. The record is from RefSeq and is a predicted model, not a curated record. Gene Ontology annotation, biological process: protein folding. Bases 37 to 1695 code for a protein of 552 amino acids.
UCCUCUCCAAAAUAAGCUGUCAAAUAACUUCUCACCAUGUCACGCUCAAUGAUGCAACCUCAAAUUAUCCUUCUUAAAGAGGGCACAGACACUUCUCAGGGAACCGGUCAGCUUCUUUCCAACAUCAAUGCCUGUGCUGCAGUUGUUGAUACAGUAAAGACCACUCUUGGUCCCAGAGGCAUGGACAAGCUGAUGGUCGAUGGCAGAGGCCAGGUCACCAUUUCCAAUGACGGUGCUACCAUCAUGAAGCUUCUUGAUAUUGUUCACCCUGCUGCAAAGACCCUCGUUGACAUUGCCCGCUCUCAGGAUGCCGAGGUCGGUGAUGGUACUACCAGUGUGGUGCUUCUCGCUGGUGAGUUGUUGAAGGAGAUCAAGGGCUACGUCGAGGAGGGUGUGAGCCCCCAUGUUAUCAUCAAGGGUUACCGUAAUGCUGCUCGUCUGGCUAUUAACAAGAUCAAGGAAUUGGCUAUUACAGUCAACAAGGAUAACAAGACUGAGUUCCGCGAUUUGUUGUCCAAGUGUGCUGCCACUGCCAUGUCUUCCAAGCUUAUCUACUCUCAAAGCGAUUUCUUCACCAAGAUGGUCGUAGAUGCAGUUUUAUCUCUUGAUCAGGACAGCCUGAACGAGCGUUUGAUUGGUAUCAAGCGUGUUCCCGGUGGUGCCAUGCAGGAGUCUCUUUUGAUUAACGGUGUUGCUUUUAAGAAGACAUUCUCUUAUGCUGGUUUUGAGCAGCAGCCCAAGUCUUUCAAGAACCCCAAGGUUCUUUGCUUGAAUGUUGAACUCGAAUUGAAGGCUGAAAAAGAUAACGCAGAGGUGCGUGUUGAGGAAGUCUCCGAAUACCAGGCUAUUGUCGACGCAGAAUGGCAGAUUAUCUUCCAGAAACUUGAGGCUAUUGUUGCUAGCGGUGCCAAGGUUGUUCUUUCCAAGUUGCCAAUCGGUGAUUUGGCUACCCAGUACUUUGCUGAUCGUGAUAUCUUCUGUGCUGGCCGUGUAGCCAAGGAUGACAUUGAUCGUGUUCUCCAGGCUCUCGGUGGUUCCGUCCAAUCCACUUGCUCUGACCUUCGCCCUAUCCACCUUGGUCAGUGCGCUACCUUUGAGGAGAAGCAGGUCGGCGGUGAGCGUUUCAACAUCUUCGAAGGCUGUCCCCAGGCCAAGACCUGUACACUUAUCCUUCGUGGUGGUGCUGAGCAGUUUAUUGCUGAGGUAGAGCGUUCUCUGCACGAUGCCAUUAUGAUUGUUCGUCGUGCAAUCAAGAACAACAUGGUUGUUGCCGGUGGUGGAGCUUGUGAGAUGGAGAUCUCGAAAUACCUGCGUGAACAUUCCCGUACCAUUGAAGGCAAACAGCAGCUCAUUAUUGGCGCAUUUGCAAAGGCCCUCGAAGUUAUUCCCAGACAAUUGUGUGACAAUGCCGGUUUUGAUGCUACAGAUAUUCUCAACAGAUUGAGAAUGAAGCACGCUCAGGGUGGAACCUGGUUUGGUGUUGAUAUCAACAACGAGACUAUCGCAGAUAACUAUUUGGCAUUUGUGUGGGAGCCCGCGCUGGUAAAGACCAACGCUAUUGCAGCUGCUGCAGAGGCAGCAUGCCUGAUCUUGUCUGUAGAUGAGACAGUAAAGAACGCACAAAGUGAGAAGCCUGGAGCUCAGCAGGCACCCCGUGGUGGUAUGGGUCGUGGCCGUGGUAUGCCUAGACGAUAAAAAACAUAUAUACAUAUAUACAAGAAAACCCAAUCCCAAUCCCAUUUCCUUUUCUUUUCUUUUUCCUAUAAAAAAAUACAUACACAACCAAAAAGGAUAAAGAUUGACUGUAUUUGACUUGAAUAGGCGCCAAUAAAUAGCGGAGUGGAAGGGUUCAUAGAGUUUGGGGUAGCUUAUCCUUGAUUAAUACACUCAAUUUAUUCUAUU